CAGACGCCUAUUGAUUCCAAAAACCAAGAGCAAGAACUGCAAAGUCGGGCCACCAGUGAAAGAUGCAGCGCCCGCGGACAACCGCAAUGAGCCUAGCGUGGAAGUACUAGGACUUGAAGACGAAAGGCUUUGAAACGAAACGCCAUUUCGUCGGGGACGCACGGUGCAGAUGCAGACGCCCCCGUCCAAGAAAACUACAGUAGCCCCGGUACAGGCGGCCCUGUACCGGCUUCUGCUGCGCACGGCCCGCCGCAUCGACCGGGAUCCUGUGGCACGGGUCUUCGUGUUGGCGCCGCCGAAAAAAUUUUGGAUGCACGAAUCGGCCCGGACCUACAAGUUCCAAGACACCGUACCCGCGUUCCACGUGCUGACGCGUCUACUCAAACGCGCCAAUAACGACGGGGAAUUCUUUUUGCCGCCGCCGCCGCCGAAGGAGAGUAGAAGUACCGCUUUGGAGGAGGUUUUGUCAAAGCACGACCAGGGUGGGAACCGCGAAGAUCAACACCAUAAGCUGGGCGACGUGAAACAAGUAGAACUGCUGCGCCAAAAACUAUCUUCACCGUUGCAGCCCAGUUACUUUUCCGCGCAGCUACCGUACCUUCUUACCCGGGCCGUGAAGCACGUGCGGGCCGACCCUAUGCUUUGCAAAAUUAUCGUCGUACUCGUACUUUAUCAUUGUACCAUUAUGAAGCAGAAUUGAAUUUACACCAUUUGUGCAUUUGCACAAACAUACGUUUUGGCAUGCACAAGAAAAACCACACAAUUUGUUCCUUUGGCAAAAGUUCGAAGAACGAGUCGUACCAAGAUAUCUUUGCAGAGGAUAGGCGUUGUAUCGCAGCAGGACGCCUUUGAGACGAUUAAGUAUUUCAACUUCGUGCUCAACCUGACGUCCAGCUUUUCGCCGUUCAGCAGCACAAAGUUGCCCUCCUCGUCCCGUAUUGUCGCGUCGACUGCGCGGGUGCGACAGCAAGGCGCGAAGUACCACAUUGUUGACCACGAAGACGUAGUUUCUGACCAGCCCGGAGGUGAAGUAGGCCACCUCGGUCCGACCAAUGAUCUUCGCAAGAACUCCGGCAGACGCGGCGCGCCGGUGCGGCGGCGCAGGUCCUCGGACCAAGUCAAUUUGCUUGAAGAUCAGCAGGAUGGGACGAGUGGCCCUGUUCCUCGUCCUACCAACGGGAAAAUAGAUGGUGACGCCGCUCGUGGAGAUGAACAAGAAAGCAGCUACACAGCCGCCCAAGUAGAAGGAGAAGAAGCACCCGCAGCGACACAAAAUGACCCGAAAACCGAAGUUCGCGAUCCCCCGGAACUGCAGCGGAGAAAGAACGACCGAAACGUGAAAACUGUUGUGGACGCCAUCGACCAAAAUGUUUCGCAAAUGUUGCAAGGGACGGACAUGGCGGCAUUGUUCGAACAAGGAAGGAGCAACAAAAACGGAGAGGACCACUCUUCUUCUGGAAGCAGGGACCACGGCGAAACUGGCACGAAUUCCAAAGCCCUCUACGCUGCAAUCGCACAGUUGGAGCUCGUUGGUGACCAAGUGUACGGCAAGUUUGCGAGGACAAGCAAGAAAAACACAAAAAGCACCACCACGACGAACGAGAGCGAGCCGCUGCCCUCACGUAGUGCGGACAGCAUUGCAGCGGAGCUGAAGCGCAAGCAGUCGACAAGGGAUCAUGAUCAUCUGCAUGCUGAACAAUCUCCGGUCGGAAGUAAGACAGCUGAUGGUCAGACCGAAAAGGACCUCGAGCACGGAACUAGCACCUCCGCAACUACAAGUAGCGCUUCCUCGACGUCCGGAGACCACUCUGCGUCGAAGACGCCAGGAGAUAGCGGCGGCGAGGACGAAAAUGCUGCAAAUGAAGAGGAAAAGCCUAUCAAACGUACAACUGGUCUUGGCUAUAGCAGAGCAGCUCCGGCGUCAUCGCCUACGGGCUUCAGUGGCGAUAGCGCAUUUCCGGAAGACAGCACCGCUCUGGACCGCGGGAUUGCGGAGUUGUUGUGGCGCGAACGGCCGUGGCCCAGCGACAGCGCCGGCAGCUUGCUGAGUAGACGCAACAAGAACGCGCUUGGAGACACCGCCGGACCCCCGGGCAGCCCGAACAACGGCGGCGGGAGCGGUAGCAAGGGACAGAAAACCACGGCUAGUGCGAACGCGGAAAACAAAUCCACGUCGAACGUGAGGGGCGGAACAAGUUCUCUGGCGGAUACAGAAAUUUCCGGUACGACUACGAACACCGGCGACUUAAACGCGACAUUUUCCGGCGGGCCCUGUAGCUCUGACGAAACAGCCAUUGGCGCCUCUCCUGAUCGAGAAGAUGCUGGCAGCACGUCAAAAGAAAAGGCGCAAGAACAACAGCAGCCCAACGCCGAGCCGCGGACCUUGGUCUUGUCGAAAGACGAUCCCGCGUGGGAGAAAGCCUUCUGGGAGCUGCUACACCCGGGCUGCACGGUGGAAGGGCUUCGCGCGGCGGAAACGCGGGCGCAGAGCAGAGGCUUUCUCGAACGGGUGAUUCCCAGCUCCGUGCGCAUCGUGCCCAUCCGUGAGGACGUGCGGAAAAUCGAAAGCAAGGAGGAACUCGACGUUUUCCUUGACUCCAAGUUGCUGCGUCCUUCCGCGAGAAACAGAAAAGGAGCCACCAGUUCGACGAACAACAGAGAAAACAAAUCACCUGCGCCGACGAAUAAGAGCGGCAAGAAGACGUCGCAUACGCAGAACACCACCCCACACCAGCGGGUCCGCUUUGAAAUUCCGGUGGGGGAAUUGCAGCAGACAUCGUCCUCGAGGAAAAUCUCAAGUGAGCAGAACGGUAAGAACCUAAAGGAACCGCCGGCGCGGCCGCACCUUCAAAGUGAAUCCUUUUCAUCAUCGUCAACUCCUUCUAAAUCGGGCUCGGACAGGAAAAAUGCAGCUACCUCCAGUCGUUCCACUACUUCCACCAUCCCCGGACGAGAGGAAAACCAGAACGACCCUGAGGUGACCACAGAAACUCUUACAUCCACAACCCCAAGCUCGAAACGGACAAGUGUGUACGAUUUCGCCAGUAAGGAGGAGGUCGACCGCUUUCUUGACCGUCUGGAGCGUCGCCGAACCGGAACGAAGGGGAAAGCAAGGACUACAGGUAGUACAGCCGCGACUACAAGCGGAACGACCAGUGCGUCCUCAUCUGCACCGGGGGGAAAGAACAAGAACAUCGCGACUUCUGCUGGCACAGAUGAUGUGACCAAAACAUCCGGAAUGAAGGCCACUCCAGAGCACCACUCCAACAACGGCAUGAAGUCCGCGCUGGCACCAGGAGGCGAGGUCGCUGCUCCUCUCACCAAAGAGGACGUGGAACGAGAGUUAGAUCGUCUCUUGUUGCAGCGCAAGAACCGCACACUGCAACGCCAGCAAAUCGUGGCGACCCGCUUGUUGCGCGCCAUCGCCGAAAAGCUCCAUCGAGAUGUUGACAACGCCUCUGAAGGCCGCUCCGUACUUCUCGAGGGAAAUGCGGUUGGUACGGGCGCAAUUUUCCCUCCUCCUGGAGGCCGCAAACACAAACUGGCGCAUCAGCGAAGGCAGGCGUUCAAGGGGGUUCAUCUCCAUAAGACAACUACGGGGAACUACGGAAACAGUAUGGAAGAGGACAAUAGAGGUGGAAACGCAAACGAAUCUUUACGUGAAGACAAGCAACAGGAUCAUGGACUCGAGGAAAACCAGGCUACCGACCAGGGCGGAGUUGCCAUUCCUCCAGGUGCUGGCGCCCCUUCUGCAACGCUGGUAGGACAGCAGGUGGAGAACAAACUUCUUUCUGAUCAUGAACAUGGUCCACCUCGUGCAGAUAAAAAUGCGGACGAGAACGACAAGGCACCAGCACCACCAGCGUCUUCAGCGGCCAGUCCAGGAGGUUCUGAUGCAGAUUCUGCAGGAGGCUCUGCAACUUCAGAAGGAGCCACGACUCCAUCUCUAGUGGGCGUGGUCUCCGCGCAUACAAGUACUGGAAGUUCAUCGGGGAUGAACAAUUGCAAUUCUACUAGCGAAGAAACAACUACUUCCUCCUCCUCGACGCCCGCAACGGCAGCCUCUACUGCUACUAGUACAACAACGUCUACCUCCUACCACAGCCGUGCUGGUUCCCCUACAUCAACGGACAAGCCGCGCAACAAGAGCUCGAAUCCGCUGCUGUUGCAGAACACGAAGCAGUUUCUGCAAUUGCUGGAGGAGUACAUUUUCUCGGAGUACAAUUUUCUAGCCGAGGGAAUCUUUCACAACGAGGAUAACAGCACAUCAGAUUCCACCUCUUCCUCGAAGCAAAACAGCACGACUCGCAAGGUCACGACCACUCGUUGGCUGAAUGAUAAAAAGACGAAAACGAACUCGAAAGGCAAAGCCGACGAACCAGUACCCAUGCUGGACGACCCUUCUCCGGAGUUGCCAGUCGUGCCGGAGCUGAACAAGAACGCUUUUUUAUCCUGAGGAAAAACGUACCCACACCAGAGUCAGGAUGGGGAUUUUGCAACACAAACCUAGGAGUUUUGGGAGUCACGCAUGACAAGUUUGAGUCCGUAAUGUAGUGCAAGUUAGCAAGGAAAGCCACAUCACAACUCGAUCUGCUGAUCCUGUUUACAGCAUUACAAGUUCCCAAACACGAUUGAAAAUGCCUGUCAUGGGGUUGCGCAUCACAAAUGUUCCUGUCAUGGCAAAUCUGCAUGACAACUCUGGGGUGGGGACGUUUUUACACAGGAUAUUUUUCGCUCCGCGAGACAGCGGACGUGUACGAGCUACUCUUUCCGGAGGAAAAGCACGCCCAGAUCCAGCGGGUGGUGGGCGAAAAGGAGCUUUUUCUGCCCAAGUAUGGCCCGCUCAAACGUUACAAUCUCAAACGUUACAAUAGAGUCUGGAUUUUGUAUUGCAUGAAGAGCAUGGGGAACCAACGUAUAGAGAACUGAGCUUUUCGCAAUACAAAUUUCGCCAGAUUUCAGGUGGGUUUGGGACUCUGGAACUUGUUAUGCGCAAUCUUUUUGGAGUAGGCUAGAUCAUGCAGUUCUUGCAUUACAGAUUUCCAGAUUCUAUUGUAACGUUUGAGAUUGUAACCCCUGAGAGGGUUAUACCAAGUUCACCAAAUUUCUGGAGAUGCGGCUGCCGAAAAAGGCCUGGGAUGGCGUCGGAGGAGGUUUAUUUCACGGCGCAGCUGCAUCUUCUGCAAGGGUAAACAAUAAAUCGGCAGAAGAAGGAAAUCCUUCCGCACAAAGAGCAGAAGGUGUUGAACCCGGGCAGGAGCUGCAAAGCCAAACCCCCCAACACAUCGAAGGAGCCGUGGGUGCUAGUAGUGGACCUGCUCCUACUGCACCUCCACCCCCCGCAUCAUCACCAGCUCCGGUAGUUUUGUCGCCCACGCAGCAGCAACAGCUGGUCCAGGUGCUGCUGGCCCGCACGGCCGCGCGCGACCGAUACUUUCGCGGUUUUGCCUCGCUGCCCAUGCUGGAGACCAGCAGCAAUGGAGACUACAGGACCGCAAUGGAGGACGGGCAGCACCAGCUACCCGGUGCGCAAGACCACGCCGCAGCGUUUCACGAACAACUGGAACAGUUGCAGGAACAGAUUGAGGACCUGGACCAGCACUUGUUUGACAACGCAGCGCUGCGCGGCGGCAGCUCCUUCGAUUUCCACGACCUUGACACACCCCUGGCCGAGGAGUUCUUCAGUGAGCAAGCGCUGGACGCGCAGCUGGCCGAGCUCGAUCUGGAAUUCUCGGAUUUGCUAUGCAUUACAAACCGUACUCCUACUCGUAUAAAUGCAUUACAAAUUUUCUCAGCAUUAGAAAUGAAAUAAUGCGGAUUUACCUUGAGUAAAAAAAACUGCAAUUACUACGAGUGCGAUACUCUUGCGCAGGAUACUUGCUGGACUCCGACGACGUGUACAUCGACCUGCGUACCGAGCGAGACCUGCAAAGCACCCACCAGGACGUAGAUCACACGUGGCUCGACGAAUGGUCGUCCUCUUCUUCUACACCAGCGGGCUCGGUUUCGCAAUCUAGUGAUCAUCUCCUGGUCCCACCACCGCCCACCGCGGCGCAGCCGGACCUUCCAUCCGAUAAUACUACCAAGGAUGACGCGACAACUAGAGCCGCGUCAACCGCGCCGCCGUCUGAUUCUGAACAAAAAGAUUGUACUUCCGAGGGCCCAGUAGCAGGAGCACCCGGGCGGGGCGUUUCACCAUCAUUAAAACCUUCUGGACCGCAAGACCAAAAACAGGAUAAACAAGAAGUCGAGUCAUCGUUUUCGGUACGGCAACCGACUGAGGGCACCAGAACAGAACUCCCAAGAAAAAACGCGGAAAGUGCCUCAGGAGGGGGCGGAAAAAUAGCGUCCUCGUCCCCAGCCAGUAAUUCUAUUUCAGAUCAUCACGAUCCGCAGGGUCUUGUAGGGGAGAUCAGCACCAACAUCAAGGGACGAAGCCGCACGACUUCGUCUGGAGUCAACAACACUUCUUCAACUGAGUUCUUGCUGCGCAACAAGAACAAAAAGGUAGUUCUGUACCCGAACCGAAUCGAGCCGGGCACCGUUUUGAUUGGGCAUCCCCUGGGCCCGUAUUUCCAGCGAAACCUGCACAGAAGUGUGAUCGUCAUCACGGAGAAUUCGGAGGAGCAGUGCGCCGGCUUGAUUCUGAACAAACCGUUUUACCCGCCCACAGGUGGCUCAUCGCACAACAGCGCAUUAAGUAGAACAACGGAAAAAGGGAGAAGUUCGGCUGCAGCUUCGGGCACGAGACAAAGUAUGAAUGGAGGAAAGCUCGCAGAGUUUCUGCACACCUUCGGCACGCCUGCAGUUCCGUCGGUGGACAAGGAAAAUUUGAUGAGUUUCCAAGAGGACAAGAGUUAUGGAGUAGAUCGUGUGACGGGAGAAAGCGAUGGUGGCGCCGGUCGAUCAUCGGUAUCAAAUGCACAUAUGUUCUUGUCUCGGGCUGUUGACAUAAGGGUGCAGCUGCAGAAGAUUGUCAUGCAAUUCUUCUGCAAGAACGCAAUGUCUGUCGUUAUGCGCACAGAGCAUGACAAAUUCUGCGGAGGCUUUAUCUCCAUGCCCUGUCUGCGUGAGAUAUGCAGCCCUCCCAAAGAGAGAAAAAUCGCACUCUUACUUUUGCUGACUAUGCAACACAGAUUUAUUGUGCCAGUUCGCGUUCAACAGAAAUCCGCAUGACAAGUUUGCGCCCUUCCAGAGGACCCAGACAACAUAUCUGCAAUGCAUAAGCAGAAAUACCACAGGACCUCCUCCCACUCACCCUGGAGGAGGUGCUGCGCGUGGCCCAUGAUUUGCAAGAAAGCGAGAAAAACCAGCAGCUUUUUCGCAGCACAACAUCAUCAUCAACUGCGACUUCAACGAACGGCGCAGAAGUGGGCGGGCAGAUCUUAAGUACUCCUUUGUCACUUGCAGACCGCGCGGGAACCAACAGCACAAGGAGGGAAAGACACGCCCGACACCUGUUUCGGGCACUGGAAUCCUUUCCGUUCCACCGGGGCGGGGACUGUGAGCACAAGCAGUAUGACCUGCUCAAACGUUAAUACAAUCUCAAACGUUACAAAAGAAUUUGGAUUUUGUGUUGCAUGACGAGCAUGACAGACUCGGACAGCAUUCCACUUUCUGCAAUACAAAUUUCGCCAGAUUGUAGUGCGGUUUGGGACUCCGGAAGAACUUGUCAUGCGCAAUCCUAUGAGAGUUGGCUACAUUUAAUGCACCUCUUGCGUCACGGAUUUCGAUAUUCUAUCGUAACGUUUGAGAUUGUAACACCUGAGCAGGUUAUAAGCAGAAGGUCCAGAUUCUGCAUGACUGCGAGAACGUUGCGGGCGCCAUUCGUCUGCAUGACGGGCUUUACCUAUGAGAGUGCAGCACAACCCUUGUCUCAUUCGAAGGGCAUGAACGCCAAUAGAAGCACUAGCGCACAUGAUCAUGGAGCCUGAGCAUGACAAGUAAGUAGUUCCUGCGCCAAUAUUGUUCAACCGGAAUUUUGGAUGCAAACAGUGCCAAAGCACAGGAACUGGAUUUCUUGGCAUUUUCCAGCAUGACAACAAAGUGAGGGAAAGGAGGAGUCACGCACUCGCAUAGCACCUGGACGGAAACGUACAGGAGAUCGUGGAGCGGUCGGGUUGCUACGACUUGCUAAACGACGAUCCUCACUCUGCUGCAACUACCACACAUGAUUGCAAGAACAUAAACAACAACAGCCGGAAUCCGAACGUGCACGUUCAUCUUUUUGGCGGCACCUGCCUCUGGGCGAAAGGCCAGCUGGAAACGGAAUUGGAACGAAAUUUGUGGCUUCCCUAUCCACGGAGAAAGACACAACAAAAUAAAAACAUGUACUAUUUAUUGAGUUGCUUGUAUUAUUCUGGCGUAUGUAAAAGCUUUGUAAGGCAGAGACGACUGCACCUACACUCACCACGAUAUUUUUUUUUUUUUUUUGCAUGCAAAAUGCGGUCUGUACUCUGCAUCUUCAAUGCCUCUGACAAAAUGGACUGGCGCUGGGAACCCAGAAAAUUUCUCAUGCUGGCCAGACAACAGGCAUGA
Amoebophrya sp. A120 is the source of this 8538-nucleotide messenger RNA. Lineage: Eukaryota; Dinophyceae; Syndiniales; Amoebophryaceae. The record is from the annotation of a GenBank genome assembly.